Molecule: messenger RNA, 1358 nt
Organism: Notechis scutatus (mainland tiger snake)
Lineage: Eukaryota; Metazoa; Chordata; Lepidosauria; Squamata; Elapidae
Source: RefSeq, a predicted model, not a curated record
AUGUAUAAUGUCUUUUUAUCUGUGUCUGUAUACCAGUGCUGUGCAUUUUCUAGCUCCUUCACCACCUUCCCCCAUGUGGCCGGAACAGAGCAGAACCUUCGCUUGGCCAAGCAAAUCCAGAACCAGUGGAAGACCUUUGGCUUGGACACAGCAGAACUGGUUCACUAUGACGUCCUCCUUUCUUACCCCAAUCAAAGUGCUCCCAACUAUAUCUCCAUUACCGACGAUGGCGGAAAAGAGAUUUUCAACUCAUCGUUGUUUGAACCCCCUCCUGAAGGUUAUGCAAAUAUUUCUGGAGUACUACCGCCUUAUAAUGCUUUUUCAGCACAGGGCGAGCCACAGGCAGAUCUGGUUUAUGUCAAUUAUGGACGCACGGAAGAUUUUUUCAAGUUAGAGAGAGAAAUGGGAAUAAACUGUACAGGAAAGAUUCUUAUUGCCCGAUAUGGAAAAAUAUUCAGAGGAAACAAAGUUAAAAAUGCCAUGUUGGCAGGAGCCAAAGGAAUUAUCCUUUACUCUGAUCCUGCAGAUUAUUGUGCACCUGGGGUCAAACCCUACCCAGAUGGCUGGAAUCUUCCUGGACUGGGAGUUCAGCGUGGAAAUGUGUUAAAUCUCAAUGGGGCGGGAGAUCCCCUCACUCCAGGCUAUCCAGCCAAAGACUACAUGUUCAGACUUGAAGUUAAUGAUGGAGUGGGGAUCCCCACCAUCCCAGUACACCCCAUUAGUUACCACGAUGCUGAAGUUUUAUUAAGGUUCAUGGGUGGUUCUGCAGCUCCAGACCAGAGUUGGAAAGGAAACCUCAACAUAUCCUAUAACGUCGGACCUGGAUUUUUAGAUCACUACUCCACAAGAAAAGUUAAGAUGCACGUUCAUAGCACCAGUCAAAUUACACGGAUAUAUAAUGUGAUUGGAAGCAUCAAAGGAGCAGUGGAGCCUGAUAGAUAUGUAAUUUUGGGAGGCCACAGAGAUUCCUGGGUCUUUGGGGGUAUUGAUCCCACCACAGGAGCUGCUGUCCUUCAAGAAGUUGCUCGUGGUUUUGGCAAGAUGAUGGAGAAGGGUUGGAGGCCAAGAAGAACAAUCAUUUUUGCCAGCUGGGAUGCAGAAGAAUUUGGAUUAUUAGGCUCCACAGAGUGGGCAGAGGAGAACAGCAAACUUCUUCAAACACGGGCAGUGGCUUACAUCAACACUGAUUCUUCCAUUGAAGCCCCGUUGGGCUGUGCCCACAUCCUAAUCUGCACAGAGCCCUUGGGAGAAGCCAGCUCCCCCGAAUUUAAUUAAGUAAGCCGUGAUUAAGUGGGAAGCUAGAAUGAAAGACAGAUUGCAAACAUCCAGCCUUCAGCCACCAUUAUAAGUUAAGGUAA